GGAAAGUACACUUCAGUUGAUCUCGACCAAACCGAGAGCGAGAGCGAGAGAGAGAGAGCGAGAGGAGAGAUCCACAAGGAAAUGAUGCGAUACAGAGAGGAAAAAGAAGCCAAGAAGGAAGCGUUUAGGAAGUACUUGGAAUCGAGCGGAGUCGUCGAUUCGCUCACCAAAGUUUUGGUUUCCUUGUACGAGCAAAACGACAAGCCCUCUUCUGCAAUUGAGUUCAUCCAGGAAAAGUUGGGGGGUCCGACUGUGUCCGAGUACGAGAAGUUACAAGCUGAAUUGUCAGAUCUCCGGAUGAAGUACAAUGAGCUUUUGGCUGCUCACCAAGAAACUUGCAAGAAGUUUGACGAACUAAAGAAUCCACAUAACACAGCUCCCACCAAGGAAACCAGUGAUGGCGAGGGUUCAAAUGACUGGUCAUGUGAUUAGACUGAGUUUCAUUGAGGCAUCGUCCGCGGUAAAAAGACAAGCAACAGAAAUGAAGCCGCAAAUGCAUCACUUCAUUGUCUAUGUGAGCAUUAUAAUCUCCAUCUAUACAUUUGUUCAUUUGUGAAAA
Molecule: messenger RNA, 559 nt
Organism: Syzygium oleosum
Lineage: Eukaryota; Viridiplantae; Streptophyta; Magnoliopsida; Myrtales; Myrtaceae
Exons: 5
Coding region: 82-432 (116 amino acids)
Biological process (GO): regulation of DNA-templated transcription
Cellular component (GO): nucleus
Molecular function (GO): transcription coactivator activity
Source: RefSeq, a predicted model, not a curated record